CUCACCAUGGCUCGCUGGGAGAUCCUGUGCUUUGCCUUGUGCUCCUACCUCGGGGUAACAUGGGCUGCAACCCUGGGUGUGGUGCACACCGAGGGCGGUUUUGUGGAAGGCGAGAGUAAAAAACUGGGACUCUUUGGGGACUACAUCGACAUCUUCAGAGGCAUCCCCUUUGCUGCCCCUCCAAAGACUCUGGAAGACCCCCAACCUCAUCCUGGCUGGGAUGGAACACUGCAGGCAAAAAAAUUCAAAAAUCGCUGCAUGCAGAUGACGCUUACACAAACUGAUGUCCGCGGAAGCGAGGACUGUCUCUAUCUGAACAUCUGGAUUCCUCAAGGGAGGAGACAGGUCUCUACCAACAUGCCAGUGAUGAUCUGGAUCUACGGCGGCGCCUUCAUUGUAGGAGGGAGCCAGGGAGCCAACUUCCUUAAUAACUACCUCUAUGAUGGCGAGGAGAUCGCCGUGCGGGGCAACGUGAUUGUGGUGACCAUCAACUACCGCUUGGGGCCCCUGGGAUUCCUGAGCACCGGCGAUGCAAACUUGCCAGGGAACUACGGGCUGAAGGACCAGCACAUGGCUAUUGCCUGGGUGAAGAGGAAUAUCAAGGCCUUUGGGGGUGACCCAGAAAACAUCACCAUCUUUGGGGAAUCAGCUGGUGCCACCAGUGUCUCCCUGCAGACAUUGUCCCCAAAGAACAAGGGCCUGUUCAAGAGAGCCAUCAGCCAGAGCGGUGUCGGUCUCUGCAGCUGGGCCAUCCAGAGGAACCCACUCACCUGGGCUAAAAAGCUUGCGGAAAAAGUGGGCUGCCCCACAGACAACACCACUGCCUUGGCCAACUGCCUGCGCGUCUCCGACCCCAAAGCUGUGACGCUGGCCUACCACAUGCAGCUGACCCACCUGCCCGCUCCCCUAGUUCUCACAAUUGUCCUCGCUCCUGUCGUCGAUGGAGACUUCCUCCCAGACAUGCCAGAGAACCUCUUUGCCAACACUGCUGACAUUGACUACAUUGCUGGGGUCAAUAACAUGGAUGGACACAUCUUUGCUGGCAUUGAUUUACCUGCUAUCAACCGCCCAUUUGUGAAAAUCACUGCGGACGAGGUCUAUAAUUUGAUCAAAGGACUUACCGUGGACAGAGGUGAGCCUGGAGCCAAUGCGACAUACAAUCUCUACACGCAAGCGUGGGGCGACAACCCGGACCAGGAGGUCAUGAAGCAGACAGUGGUGGAACUGGCUACUGACUACAUCUUCCUUGUUCCCACACAGUGGGCACUGAAUCUGCAUGUGCAGAAUGCCCGGAAUAACUACGUGUUCUCCCAGCCAUCCCGAAUGCCCUUGUACCCAAGCUGGGUAGGGGCAGACCAUGCUGAUGACCUGCAGUACGUGUUUGGGAAACCCUUUGCCACCCCCCUGGGCUACCUGCCCAAGCACAGGACUGUCUCAGGUGCCAUGAUUGCUUACUGGACCAAUUUUGCCAGGACAGGUGAUCCCAACAAAGGGCAUUCAGAGGUUCCUGUUAACUGGCCACCCUACACCGCUGAAGGCGGUUACUACCUGGACAUCAACAGCAAGAUAAACCGGGACUCCGUGAAGCAGAAUCUGAAACACCGGUACGUGAACUUCUGGAACUCGGUAUAUCGGAGUCUGCCGCAGGUUGCCAACAUCUCCCUGACCGAGGAACUGCUGUGA
Nipponia nippon (crested ibis) is the source of this 1683-nucleotide messenger RNA. It is a transcript of the gene CEL, whose product is annotated as carboxyl ester lipase. The record is from RefSeq and is a predicted model, not a curated record. Lineage: Eukaryota; Metazoa; Chordata; Aves; Pelecaniformes; Threskiornithidae.